UCCAGGGCACAGCCAGCUCCAAGAACCUCUGGUCUUCCGGAAGGGGGUCCUGAUGAUUUUCCAGAAGCAGCUGGACUUCUUUGGGUCCUCUUCCACCCAAGGGCUCCCAUUCCUUCUGCCUGGUUUGGUUCCUCAAGCCAUGGAGUGGGCCAGGCUGCUGUCUCUUGAGCCCUCUUCCUCCAGUCAGUCCAUUAGGUGGCGGCAGAGAGCACUGAAAGGAAGUACAAAAGAAAGAAACCUUGUUUUGCUUCAUGUUAGAAAAAGGGAAGAAAAGUCAGAAGACCAGGACCUCCAGGGCCUCAAGGACAAACCUCUAAAGUUUAAAAAAGUGAAGAAAGAUAAGAAAGAAGACAAAGAGGGCAAGCAUGAGCCUCUGCAGCCAUCAGCCCACCAUUCUGCUGAGCCAGCAGAGGCAGGCAAAGCAGAGACAUCAGAAGGGUCAGGUUCUGCCCCAGCCGUGCCAGAAGCUUCUGCCUCCCCCAAACAGCGGCGCUCCAUCAUUCGUGACCGGGGACCCAUGUAUGACGACCCCACCCUGCCUGAAGGUUGGACACGAAAACUUAAGCAAAGGAAGUCUGGCCGCUCCGCUGGGAAGUAUGAUGUAUAUUUGAUCAAUCCCCAGGGAAAAGCCUUUCGCUCUAAAGUGGAGUUGAUUGCGUACUUCGAAAAGGUAGGCGACACAUCCCUGGACCCUAAUGAUUUUGACUUCACGGUAACUGGGAGAGGGAGCCCCUCCCGGCGAGAGCAGAAACCACCUAAGAAGCCCAAAUCUCCCAAAGCUCCAGGAACUGGCAGAGGUCGGGGACGCCCCAAAGGGAGUGGCACCACGAGACCCAAGGUGGCAGCGUCAGAGGGCGUACAGGUGAAAAGGGUCCUGGAGAAAAGUCCUGGGAAGCUGCUCGUCAAGAUGCCUUUUCAAGCUUCACCAGGGGGCAAGGCUGAGGGGGGUGGGGCCACCACGUCUGCCCAGGUCAUGGUGAUCAAACGCCCUGGCAGGAAGCGAAAAGCUGAGGCUGACCCCCAGGCCAUUCCCAAGAAACGGGGCCGAAAGCCAGGGAGUGUGGUGGCAGCUGCUGCUGCCGAGGCCAAGAAGAAAGCCGUGAAGGAGUCUUCCAUCCGGUCCGUGCAGGAGACCGUACUCCCCAUCAAGAAGCGCAAGACCCGGGAGACAGUUAGCAUCGAGGUCAAGGAAGUAGUGAAGCCCCUGCUGGUGUCCACUCUUGGUGAGAAGAGCGGGAAGGGACUGAAGACCUGCAAGAGCCCCGGGCGGAAAAGCAAGGAGAGCAGCCCCAAGGGGCGCAGCAGCAGCAGCGCCUCCUCGCCCCCCAAGAAGGAGCACCACCAUCAUCACCACCACUCAGAGUCCCCAAAGGUCCCUGCGCCACUGCUCCCGCCCCUGCCUCCACCCCCGCCCGAGCCUGAGAGCUCUGAGGACCCCACCAGCCCCCCUGAGCCCCAGGACUUGAGCAGCAGCGUCUGCAAAGAGGAGAAGAUGCCCAGAGGAGGCUCACUGGAGAGCGACGGCUGCCCCAAGGAGCCAGCUAAGACUCAGCCCGCGGUCGCUACUGCCGCCACGGCCGCAGAAAAGUACAAACACCGAGGGGAGGGAGAGCGCAAAGACAUUGUUUCAUCCUCCAUGCCAAGGCCAAACAGAGAGGAGCCUGUGGACAGCCGGACGCCCGUGACCGAGAGAGUUAGCUGACUUUACACAGAGCGGAUUGCAAAGCAAACCAACAAGAAUAAAGGCAGCUGUUGUCUCUUCUCCUUAUGGGUAGGGCUCUGACAAAGCUUCCCGAUUAACUGAAAUAAAAAAUAUUUUUUUUUCUUUCAGUAAA
Molecule: messenger RNA, 1835 nt
Organism: Lemur catta (Ring-tailed lemur)
Lineage: Eukaryota; Metazoa; Chordata; Mammalia; Primates; Lemuridae
Gene: MECP2
Product: methyl-CpG binding protein 2
Exons: 4
Coding region: 53-1702 (549 amino acids)
Biological process (GO): negative regulation of transcription by RNA polymerase II
Cellular component (GO): heterochromatin; nucleus
Molecular function (GO): chromatin binding; double-stranded methylated DNA binding; methyl-CpG binding
Source: RefSeq, a predicted model, not a curated record